AUGAAGUUCCUGCACUCAGGACAGGUGCUUCUAUCCCCCCGCACCCAGGAACUCCACGACAUGAUCUUGCAGCUACGAGAACUCAAGGGGAAGCCCAUACUUCUCCGGGCUGCAUCAGACAACAGCACCACCAAGGGAGUGCUUCUACGCUACCCACUUUUAAUGCCCAUAUCACCCAUCCUGAAGAAUCCACUGGUCUUGUCAGCGGAGCGGCUUACCACUCGAGACGGGGAGGAGACAAGGCAGGUGUUGAUCACAGUCCGUGGCCCUCUGCCUGGCACUCUGGAGCUGGGGAACUCGCCCACGAAACACUACAGAUAUAUAACAUCUACCAUCACCCCAAUGAUCCCCUUGACGUGGAACAGGAACGGGCAGCACCUCGCUGAAGUACUCGCCACCGUCCCCGAGGCAACCCUUCUCAACACCAUAGGGGAGCCCACACACAUAGACGGUGGGAUUCUUGACCUGUCCUUUACAUCUCCUGAUCUCAGCCACGGAGCAAAGUGGAAGAUUCAUGACCAUCUCGCCAGCGACCACUUUGCCACCGUCAGCACCAUCAUCUGUGCAAAGCCUCCUGCUCCGGCAUUUGUCCCUCGCUGGAAUACCAAGCAAGCGGACUGGCCAAGAUUCCACACGGAGCUCCUCCAUCAUCUCUCCCUGACAGAACCUGGUUUGACGGUUGAUGACAGGGAACGUCGGCUAGUUGAUGCCUUCCAUCACGCUGUUAACGUUGCUAUUCCCGGCACAAAGAAGCCCAAAUAUGACCACAAAGAUCACUGGUACUAUGAUCACAGAGUGCAGGAAUACAAUCACCGUGUCAACCAGGCAAGAAAACUGAACCGAGCUCACAAAACACAAGACACAAGCGAUCUCCUUCGGGCUGCAAUCAGGAUGGCAAGGGAGGGGAAGAGAAAAAUCAAGACCGAAAAGUGGCUGGAGUGGUGCUCUGGAAUGAAUGCGCACACAAACCUCAGCGAUUUGUGGAAGCAGGUUAAAAUUGCGUCAGGCAGAAAGACCCCAGCCACACCAACUCAUCCAGAUCCAGAGAGGGAAGCCUCCACUCUCCUCCGGGGCUACGUUGAUAGAGCCAGCUCUGCGCAACUAAGCCCCGCCUCCCGUGCCAAGCUAGAUGAGCAACGACCUGCCCAGGAUGCCCUCAUCCAACGAGCCUGCAACCUCCAACACCAAGCAGACACAGCUUUCACGCCACAAGAGCUCCAGAGGGCUCUACGACCCAGACCGGACACAGCAGCUGGCGCAGACAAGAUCACUUACUCCAUGAUCAGACACGGUGAAGAGGCGGUGCAAGAGGAGCUCCUCACCAUCAUCAACACCUCCAAUGCCACCGGACUCCUCCCAACAUCGUGGAAAGAGGCCACCAUUCACCCAAUCCCGAAGCUCAAGGAUCCGGAAAAGACAAGACCGAUCUCCCUGUUCAGCUGCUUGGGCAAAACGGCAGAAAAGAUGGUCUUGCACAGACUGCAAUGGGUGACUGGUCCUCUGCACGCCAACGUCUUCGCCUACACAAGAAACGUCGGGACGAGGGACUGCCUGCUAGACAUGAUAACCUCCAUAUCAGGAAGAAAGGCUGUUAUCAUCUUCCUGGAUAUGGAAAAAGCAUUCGAACUAGCAAAUGCAAGACCGAUCCUAACGGCCCUCGCCAGGAAGGGAGUGGCGGGGAAGUUGCUGGCAUGGGUGCAGGACUUCCUCACUGGCCGCAAAGCGCGAGUUCGCUUCCAGGGGCGUCUCACCGACUACAAGACUCUCGACAACGGCACACCCCAAGGGAGCAUCCUAAGCCCAUACCUCUUCAACACGCUAAUGGAGGAACUUAUCUCACUGCCGCUAUCAACAGGGUCUAAGAUUCUAUGCUACGCGGACGACAUCGCAGUGAUAACAACAGGGCCGAACCACCUGAAGAAAGCCCAAAAUAUCAUCACCACAGUGGCGAAGAAAUGUGACUCCCUGGGGCUGAAAAUCAACUUUGCCAAGUCGAAGGCCAUGUACGUCAAUGUCAAGGCGCCCCCAGAGAGAGCACAGGCCAGGCUGAAGACCUUGAGAGCCAUCACUGCAAUAGAGGGCGGCGCCAACUUGAGGCUUUUCUACGUCCAGGCGGUCAGAUCACUCGUGGACUAUGCCGCCCCGCUACUAGCCAGCAUCUCACCGUGGGCUAUGGAGAAGCUCGAGAAGUUGCAAAAUCAGGCACUUCGCAUCAUGUUGGGAGCUCCGAGGUGGGCGAAGCUCGUCAACAUGAGAGUUGAAGCUGACCUGCCACUCCUUGCCCAUCGCGUCCAUGAUGUAAACGUAGCGCUUCUGGCAAAAAUGCUCGUUCUCCCCAAGUUCGAGUCAGCAGCCAGAAGACCACGCCAGAGCCUCGCCCACGAUGAAGACCUCUUUUCAAAGAAAAACUGGGCUAGCACGUCUGCGCAGGGCGUCAAAACCCUCCAAAUGCAAACUACACUCGCCUCCAGAGCCUCAGACGCCCAGCACCCCGAGUAUGCACCCCCUUCCCCAUGGGAGGCAUCCGGCUACAACUUCUCUGUCACCAAACUCACUGCUAACAAGUCGUCCCUCACCGCCGACGCCCUAGCAGCCCAGGCCCAGCAGGCACUCCACGCCGUGGAUGGCGGGAACAAGGAGGUGUACUUCACGGACGGCUCCAUUGAUCCCGACACCCAUAGAGCUGCUGCAGCUUUCGUCCACAGCACAGGGACUGGCAUCUUCCGCCUUCCAGACCACUCUUCGACGCUCCAGACAGAGCUGGUCGCCAUCUGGAAGGCGAUAGAAGAUGCACGCCUACGCAACGGAGACGUCCUAAUACACACAGACUCGCUGGGAGCAAUACAGUGUCUUCAGCGAACACACACAUAUGAUAACAUUCUCCUUGUCACCACCAUCCACGCCAGUGCCCAAGCACUGCAAAGGGAGAACAGAAACAUCACAAUUAACUGGAUUCCCAGCCACACAGCCAUCCCGGGGAACGACAAGGCUGACGCAGCAGCGAAGGACGCCCGUUUGCUCCCCACCAUAACGUGCCAUGUCGUGCCAUCUCGGGCACAAAUCAGCAACACAUCCAAGAAGAUUUGUAGACAGCUUUGCCAUCAGGCAGUGGCACACCAGGUUGCUGAAGGGUCGCCGAGCGCAUCAUGGUACACAACAGCUACACAUAACACUACACCACCCGACAGCACGCUGCCACGACACACACACACACGCCUCCACAGACUAAGACUCGGCUACCAAUGCCUAGCCGAACUCAACAACACACUGCCACUCCCCUGUGAACACUGCAACACACCAACACACGCACCACUUAGACACUACAUUGAAGACUGCCCACACACAGCACAGUUCCUGAACAGACAGACACAUGAUGCACCUCACAUCCUCCAGCAAACACACGCCAACGACCUCAUACAGCUGGUCAAUGUGUACCGGCCACCCAGAUAA
Messenger RNA from Portunus trituberculatus (swimming crab), 3450 nucleotides. RefSeq lists its product as uncharacterized. Lineage: Eukaryota; Metazoa; Arthropoda; Malacostraca; Decapoda; Portunidae. Gene Ontology annotation, molecular function: nucleic acid binding; RNA-DNA hybrid ribonuclease activity. The coding region runs from base 1 to 3450 and encodes 1149 amino acids. The transcript is spliced from 3 exons. The record is from RefSeq and is a predicted model, not a curated record.